AUGAAGAACAUUUCCAACAAACGGAUAAUCAAAGAUCUUAAGCUUCUUCUUGAGGAAGUGGAUGCAAAUAAUGAAGCCAACAGCAGCGGUAGCCCACAUUCCACGGCUAUUUUUUCUGUCGAUACGGACACAAUCUAUAAUUGGAUACUGAAGGUGAAAGCCCCCGCCGAUAGCGUCUACGGUGGCGCCGGUAACACAUAUCAACUUUCGGUACUCUUCUCUGACGACUAUCCGCAUGAGCCACCAACUGUGCGUUUUGUUACCCCGGUGUACAGCCCAUUAGUGACAGGAGAAGGUGGAAUUUGUGAUCGGAUGGUUAACGACUUCUGGACUCCGGACCAGCAUGCCUCAGACGUCAUCAAACUUGUAUUGGACAGGGUAUUUUCUCAAUACAAGAGCCGCCGUGAUGAUGAUGUGAAUCCUGAGGCGCGUCAUUAUCUAGAAAAAUUUCCGCAGGAUUUUGCCGCACGAGUACGACGAGGACGUGGAUAA
Molecule: messenger RNA, 492 nt
Organism: Trypanosoma cruzi
Lineage: Eukaryota; Euglenozoa; Kinetoplastea; Trypanosomatida; Trypanosomatidae
Product: ubiquitin-conjugating enzyme E2, putative
Exons: 1
Coding region: 1-492 (163 amino acids)
Source: RefSeq, a predicted model, not a curated record